GGGGGAGGGAGGCAGGAGAACCCGAGCCCUCAAACCGCCGGGGAGGCGGCGGGGCGGAGGAUGGAGUAGCGGGGCGAGGCGCCGAGGGAGCAGAUAGCGCGGGGAGCGCCGCCUCCGCCCGGCUGAAGCUCUGCGGGCGGAGGAAGGAGAGGAAGGGAUCAUGCGAGGGGGGCUAGCGCGUUAGGGGCACGAGCGGAUGGUCGCCCGGAGGCUCCGCACCUAGGGAGCGUGACGUCCUGCUGCUGUGCCGCCGCUACCUACGCUGCCCGAGCUCGUCAAUGGAGCUGGAAAACAUCGUUGCUAACACCGUCUUGUUGAAAGCCAGGGAAGGGGGUGGAGGGAAACGCAAAGGCAAAAGCAAAAAGUGGAAGGAAAUCUUGAAAUUCCCUCACAUUAGCCAGUGCGAAGAUCUCCGAAAAGCAAUAGAGAGAGAUUACUGCAGCAUAUGUGAAAAGCAGCCAAUUGGAAGGCUUCUCUUUCGGCAGUUCUGUGAAACCCGUCCGGAGCUCGAGUGUUGCAUUAGAUUCCUUGACUCGGUGGCAGAGUAUGAAAUUGCUCCAGAUGAAAAGCUGGGAGAGAAGGGAAAGGAAAUCAUGAUGAAAUACCUCACCCCAGAGUCUCCAGCCUACGUUCCAGAAGUCAGUCAAGAUCUUAUCCAACAGACAGAGGAAAAACUCGAAAACAGUCCCUGCAAAGAGCUAUUCUCUCACUGUACAAAAUCUGUCCUUGACCACCUCAGUGGGGAACCAUUCCAAGAGUACCUGAACAGCAUGUACUUUGACAGGUUUCUCCAGUGGAAGUGGUUGGAAAGGCAGCCAGUAACCAAACACACGUUUAGGCAUUACCGAGUACUUGGCAAAGGUGGAUUUGGAGAGGUCUGCGCUUGCCAGGUUCGAGCAACAGGGAAGAUGUACGCCUGCAAAAGAUUAGAGAAGAAGAGAAUAAAAAAGAGGAAAGGCGAAUCCAUGGCACUAAAUGAAAAGCAGAUUUUAGAAAAAGUCAAUAGUCAGUUUGUAGUCAAUUUAGCCUAUGCAUAUGAAACAAAAGAUGCCCUGUGUUUAGUGUUAACCAUAAUGAAUGGAGGGGAUUUGAAGUUUCACAUCUACAACAUGGGAAACCCGGGUUUUGAGGAGGAAAGAGCUUUGUUUUAUGCUGCAGAGAUUCUCUGUGGUUUAGAAGAUCUUCACAGAGAAAACACAGUGUACAGAGAUUUGAAGCCAGAAAAUAUCCUGCUAGACGAUUAUGGCCAUAUUAGAAUAUCGGAUUUGGGUCUAGCUGUUAAAAUCCCUGAGGGUGAAUCGAUCCGUGGAAGGGUAGGAACAGUGGGGUAUAUGGCCCCAGAAGUGUUGAACAACCAGAGAUACACACUCAGCCCUGACUACUGGGGACUGGGCUGUCUCAUUUAUGAAAUGAUUGCUGGGCAAUCACCAUUUCGUGGAAGGAAAGAGAAGGUGAAGAGAGAGGAAGUGGACAGAAGAGUUCUGGAGACUGAGGAGGUGUAUUCCCAUAAGUUUUCUGAGGAAGCCAAGUCCAUCUGUAAAAUGCUCCUCGCCAAAGAUGUGAAGCAGCGGCUGGGCUGUCAAGGGGAAGGUGCAGCAGAGGUGAAGAGACACCCUUUCUUCAAAAGCAUGAAUUUCAAGCGGUUAGAAGCAGGAAUGCUGGAUCCUCCCUUUGUCCCUGAUCCCAGAGCAGUGUACUGCAAGGAUGUGUUAGACAUCGAGCAAUUCUCCACCGUGAAAGGAGUAAACCUGGACCAAACAGAUGAUGAUUUCUAUUCCAAGUUUUCCACAGGAUCUGUGUCUAUUCCAUGGCAAAAUGAGAUGAUAGAAACGGAGUGUUUUAAAGAGCUAAAUGUGUUUGGACCAAAUGGUACUAUUUCACCAGACCUAAAUAAAAGCUACCCCCCGGAGCCACCCAAGAAAGGACUGCUACAGAGAAUAUUUAAGCGACAGCAUCAGAACAAUUCAAAGAGUUCUUCAAAUUCGAAGGCCAGUUUAAAUCACCACAUAAAUUCAAAUCACGUAAGUUCAAACUCCACCGGAAGCAGCUAGUUCUGACUCGGUUUUAUCAAACAUUGCGUCCUUCCACUAUAAUGUAUGGAGCUUCUAUGGAUGAGAGAGCAUCCACCACUGAGUGAAAAAGAAAGAAUCUCCCCAAAAUGGAGAUUUUCUACCCAUUCCUUCCAGUGGAGCCUCGCAUUUUAAGAAGAAAUUUCCACUCAGGUCUGUUUCUGGAGGUGGCACUCAAGACUGUGUGAAUCAAAUUUGUCUAUUUAGAACAUUGCAAUAGAAAUUCAAUGAACAUGACUACUUGCACGUAUUUAAAUAGCAUCAUCCUAGAACUGAAUUUUGUCUUUAUUAUUUUUAAAGAAAAGUUUUGUAAAUUUCUCUAUUGUCUCAGUUUACAUUUUGUACAUUUGUAUUUAAAUGAAAGUCAGACUUUGGAGGUGUAUAUUUUCCAAGCAGCAGCUGUAAAGCCAUGUGUUUUAAGACAUUUUUUAAAAGAAAAAAAAAUGUGACUCAAGACUUCCAGAGCCUCAAACGAGAAAUCAUUCUUUUUAGUAAUUCUAGCAAACUGUUCAUAAAUCACUUUAUCAGACUGGGUUUUAUUGACACGCAUUUUUACAGAACAGGUUAUUCUUAAUUAUUUUACAUCUGUAUAUUUGGUUUACAGCAACACUGCAUACGUUUCUCCUCUUCAUUAACUUGUAAUGUCUUGCAUUAAAUGCGAAAAGAUACUGACAAGGCUUUGAUGUAUUCAAGAAUACUCCUUGCUAUGCCUAAGGUUUGUGAUCUCAAUGGACCAGCACAGCUGAGAUUUGUAUUUAAUGUUAUUAGAUCAUCAUAAUACUUCUUUGUUAGAAAGUGUACUCCAUUUUAAACCUUUCUUCUUCACUUUUUUGUUGUUGUUGUUGUUGAAGAACAAAAUUGAAUGAGAGUUGACUGGGAAAGCAAAUGACCCUUUGUUUUUCAGGGGCUUGAAUCCUACACCCACUAUGAUGAGAGCAAAGUGUUCUCUGUGCUGCAGACAAAAGCCCAAGGCCUUUUCACCACUGCUCAUAUCAAACAGGUAGCAAGAGAGAAAUGCAGUAGGCUGGUUUGUGCACCAUGAGAUUCAUGUCAGCUCCCUAGGGCUGACCUGUGGAGAUUCAGAGUGGGGUCUGAGCUGCUUUAGAGCAGUAGCAGAACCUGUGUCUGCACUUUCACUUGUCAUAUCAAAUAUACAUGACUCGUUCCCCUCAAAUAAGUCCUCAACUUAACUGAAUAAAAUGUAAGUUAUGAAAUAAGACUUCCCACUUUUCCUUCCCUCUUUCUUUAUCCCCUUCCUUUAACCACUGUUGAAGACAUUGUUCCCACUUACAAACGGGAUCAGUCAGGAUCAGUAGCGAUACCUGAGGCAUCUGAAUCAUGCUCAAGUAGUCCACUUAAGAAUGGUACAUCAAAAAUAUGCUUCCUUCUCUUUAAUAGGAACUGCUCCCAAGUGCAGAUGAUGUCUCUGUAGCCCACCAUGUUCUGCAAAAGAGAGUUCUUCGCCUUACAGUAUUCACUAUUUCUAGAUCAGCUGUAAACUAAAUAUGUAAUGGUUUCAGCUUCUCAACAGAAGAGGAAUUAAUACUAUAGAAAUGAAAGCAGCUGUGCACAGAGGAGCCUGUUACCUCCAGUUCCAUUCUCACAGACUGAUGGAGAGCCACCUAAGUCAGCAAGAUUAAGUCACCUUGGCAGUCUCUGAAUGAAAAUACACUUGUUUCAAGGGAUUUUCACAGGCUUUCUUCAAUACAUGUGGAAUUUCACCUGAUUUGAAGAAGUGUAGAUGAGAAGUAGAGGAAUAUAUCAUAGCCAGACUGUGGAUGUAUAUAUCAAUGCACCUGAGACAAGAUGCACAUCUUAGAUCUUAGAGAGCAGCCCAGGUCUAUUUUUAUCAUUCUAAGGCAUCACUUUCUAGUAGCAUUGCAUACUAUAAGAUUGUGCACCCUCAGCUGGCUUCAUCCUCUGCACUGAUGCCAGGGGAAGUGGGAGCCACGGGUAUUCAGGGGCUCUGAAAGAACAGAAUUAUGAUUUCAUGUUCUAACCUUGGGGAGCAUUUGGGGGGAUUUCAAGUACUUUGAUUCAAAGUGAAUAGUUUUGAUGUGUGUUUGCACAUAGCAAAGGAGCAGAAAGUAGUGGUUAUUUAAUAGCUUUCCAAACUGAUCAACUUCCUGUCAUCUUUCUGGUUACAGUGUAGGUUCUUCCAAAAAUGCAGAAGUUCAGGUGUAGCUGCUUGUUUUAAGUAGACAGAUGAGCAAACUUUGCUCAUUUUAAGAGUUAGAAAUCUUUUGCAGUCUAGUCCUGAAUUGUACGAGCAUCUUCUUUAUUUUAAAAUCUUCACUAAAUAAUUUGAUGAACAGUUACUGGUUUGCACACUUUUUGAUACAGAUGAACAUUCAUUUUCUACAGUGUCUCUGUAGAAGAAUUAAGCCUUACAGAUUUUUCCCAUUCCCUGGUUUUAUGAAAGCUUUUUUAAGCAAAGGAGUAAUGAAGAGAAAGUAACAACUUUAGCAAUAGGACUAGAGGGAAUGGCCUUAAGUUGUGCCAGGGGAGGGUCAGGUUGGAUAUUAGGAACAAUUUCUUCUCUGAAAGGGUGGUCAGGCACUGGAACAGUGGCUGAGUCACUGUCCAUGGAAGUUUUCAAGAAGUAUGUAGAUGUGGUGCUAAGGAGUGUGGUGUAAUGGGGAAUAAUGGUAGGUAGAUGGUUGGACUGGCUGUCUUGAAGGUCUUUUCCAACCUUGGUGAUUCUAUGAGUCUAAAUAAUAAACUCUUAUAUGUGCACUCUUGACCUGGAUUAUCUAAAAAGAGAUUUUUGCAAGAAUGGAUACGACUUGAAUGCUGUUUCUGAACAAGAACCUGCUUGUGAAGCUGGUAAAGGUGUGAAGAUAAUCAUACCAGUUACUGCAGGUCAAACUGAAUGUUAUUGAAAGGCAGAACUUCAUGCUGCAAUGACUAGAGAUGCCUGCUAACUGGCAGUUCAGGUACAAUGCCAGGUAUCCAUAAGAUCCCAUCUUGUUUUGCAGUUAUCCCUUCCACCAGUAACUAUGGCAAAGAGUGCCAUCAGCGUUUGGAAGUCAUUCUUUGCUGACACAGUGAAGUGUCUGAUUCUAAGACACUCAUUCUUAACUUUGUCAGGAUGUUCUCUGUCAAAGCCUCAGAUUUUAAAUCCCACUUCUCAGCAGAGAUGCCUCAGCUGACAUGAAAAAGAGUCUUUAAUAUUAAUAAAACCAUGAGAAGGACAAGACAGAGAGGGUGUGAGCUCUGGAGUAUAGGGUGAAAUUCACCUGUGUGUGUGUAUCUUCAGCAUGUGUCAAAUGGCUGUUACUAUCACACAUCACAGCACAUUCUUCCUUGUUAUCAUAUGUUAUAGUUUUUCCAGUAACCUUGAAAUUGCAUACAUAAACUCAUAUUAAACAUAGCGUUGAGCCAGUGGUUCAAAGUCAGUGUCAUCUCUAGGGCUGACAUCACAGUUUGAACAGAAAAAUAGGCACACAUUCAGCCAUCACACAGCUCUGCAUUCCCAAGUGGCUGAGCAUCAGCCAGGAGUUUCCUAAGCAGACUUCUCUGGAAGAGCAAUAAAUGCACACCUGUACACACACCCUUACAGCACUUCUUCUCAUGGAUAUCUAUGGAACGGGUUGCUCCUCCAUAGCUGUCAUUUUUUUGUUGUUGUUACUCAAAUUUGCAAUUUGUUAAAUAUCUCAGUGCAGAUGAAAUAAUUUGUUAUACAUUCCUAGGCGUUCCCAUGCAAUCUUUGAGAAGAUUGGACUUUGCUUGGUAGAACAUCGCCAGGUUGCUCUGUUCCUCAGAUGCAGACCAUCUUCCUUCACAUGCAUAGCAUGAAGCACAAAGUGGCCAUGUUUAUAAUAUUUAGGUAACAGGUGCCAACCUCACAUAAACACCACUUGGACUGCUUGUCUGACACUGCAGUAAAGAAAUCUGGCAGUGAAUGAAGUGGGAUCCAGAGACUUAAAGGCUCUCCUGCCUGAAGAUGGUCCCAGUUCUGUCUCAGGCUUCAAGGAGGUGCGUUUGGCAGUGGAGUUUGGGAGGAUCUGUUCAAUGGCUUCGUUCAGUACCUCCACAGAGAACAGAUGAUUCCAGAAUUGUCUGCCAAGCCUCCCACAAAUAUGGCUUGCAAUUUAAAACACUACAAAAUUAUUUAAAGGAAGAGUUAAUAUGCAUAGCAAUCUUAUGCUAAAGCUGAAGGACUAUGAAAGUUUAGAACAAUUUCUCACUUUCUUGUGCAGGAAACAGUCUCUUUGAGAUAUACUAAAUAGUAUUACUUGUAUCAUCCUGGCUGGUGAUAGCAUUCUGUCCUUAGCUGAAAAAGAGGAAGAAACUGAUCCAGGGAAUGCUGCAGUAUUAUUUUUGUCUUUAGGAAAUCUACCAAUAAAGAGGAAAGCUCACAGUGUGCUACAGUAUCAUAUGCUCAUCUCCCUCAGACUUCUCUCUGAUAAUGCAAAUCCAAACUGCUGCAGAUGAAUCAGCGUAGGUAGCAUGCUGACAAAAGGGUUUGAUGAAAGAAAUGAUUUCAGAUUGUUGCCUAUGUACUAAAAUGAAUAUUACUGCUUGUGCAAAAGUGUUCUCCUUGUUUUAUGUACCUGGAGCCAGAAGUGGUGGGUUUUGUUCCUACUGUGCUCAUGUUUUCCAUCACUGCCACGGAGAAGCCUCUUUGCAAUUUUGCUUUCCCAUUUUUAAACACAGAGAGAUGCUCUCCAUGCGUCGAUAGAAAGCACUAGGGAGUCUGUGCACAAAACAAACCGGUAUCAACUCUUUGUAUUAUUUAAGUGAAAUGGAUUUAAUGUAGCUGCUCUUACUUACAUGGCAUAGGAGAUGACUCUUGUAAAUGGGGGCUCCUUUUUAUUGCUGGUUUGUCUUAGUUCCUUAGGGAUAUUGAAAAAGAAUGCACUUCACUUCUGUAAAGCCAUCUCCAACAGAAGAUGAGAAUCCAAUGCAGAUGUUAAGGAAUUCAUUUCUGAAUGAAGUGCUAGCUAGUAAUUGCAGCAUUUGGAUGAACAAUUCUUUUUUAUAAUGGAAAGACAAAGUUAAGAGGAAAGGGACAGAAUAACUCUUACUGGCUCAACAUCACAAUCUUUCUCUGUUUUGGCCAAGCCUGGAAAUGGAUUUGUAGAUGCCAAUGUGAUGAAGUGCUGUGUGCAGUCACAAGGAUACAUGCAUGGCAAACAUCGGGUCAGAGGCGACCACGUUGCUGGCAUCAGUGGACUCCAAAGGGGACCUCCAUGCUGUCUGGAAAAUCAGUGGUCCUGUAGAGAAGAUUAACUCCCAGAAAAUGAACAUUUCAGGCAUUGGCUGGAUGACAAAUCUGUAUUUCGUUCUCAUCAUCCCAAAUACAUUAAUUAGCAAGCUGAGAUGGGUUAUUUCAUACAUAUAGAAUGUGUUCUCCCUUAAUUGCAUUUCUUUUCGACACUGGACACUCUUCUGAAAGAUUUUAGCCUUAUGAAGGUGAAAGUUGUAAAAACUUUAUUUUGUGUUUCUGAGCAAUGUAGAUAGACCUAAAGAUUUCAUGAAUUAUCAUGUGGUUGCCCAUAUCUGACUAAUAAUUAAAUUGUAAAUUUGCAGUUUCAUACUAGGGUUAGUCUUAUCACCUGCUUCAAAAACUAAAAGUCAUAUUUGGUAUAUAAACACACAGAGAAUAUCCUUCUGAUUGAAUUUCAAGAGCAUAUUCAGGAUUAAAUGUUUUUAAGCACUUCUAAUACUGUAGUCUAUUAGAGGAGCAGACACUUCUAAAGCAAUGUUUAAAGUUGUCUUUCAUAACUGAGUCAACAGAUCGUUUUUGUAAUAAAUUCAAGCAAGUGUUCUCAA
Messenger RNA from Coturnix japonica (Japanese quail), 7847 nucleotides. RefSeq names its product G protein-coupled receptor kinase 5 (gene GRK5). Gene Ontology annotation, molecular function: G protein-coupled receptor kinase activity; ATP binding. The record is from RefSeq and is a predicted model, not a curated record. NCBI's taxonomy places the organism in Eukaryota, Metazoa, Chordata, Aves, Galliformes, Phasianidae. Gene Ontology annotation, biological process: regulation of signal transduction; protein phosphorylation; signal transduction. Gene Ontology annotation, cellular component: cytoplasm.